Molecule: messenger RNA, 1636 nt
Organism: Odontomachus brunneus
Lineage: Eukaryota; Metazoa; Arthropoda; Insecta; Hymenoptera; Formicidae
Exons: 3
Coding region: 622-1410 (262 amino acids)
Source: RefSeq, a predicted model, not a curated record
GAGAGAGAGAGAGAGAGAGAAAUUAAGUUAGUGCAAUUAUAUGUUCUAACCUACAAAUAUGUCGGACACAGAGCUCUUUUUUUAAGAAGAUAUUAGCAUUGAUCGAGAGCUAAUUGCUGUGGUUCGAGCAAAUCGGUUUUUAUACGACAAGACUGAAAAGUUGUAUGCCAAUGGAGACGUAAAAACCGAAGCAUGGAAGCAGGUUGGCGCGAGCCUAACUAAUCCAAUAGAAGGUAAGUUUAUUUUUGUUACUUGGAAAUGUUAAUAUGGUUUUAUAGCGAUUUGUUGUUAUAGGUUGCUUUCCAAUAAGACACAAGUCGACACAAACAUCAUUCUAUUUUUGUUUCACAUUUAGUGAGAACAAAAAUAGGAUGAUACUUGUGUUGACUUGUGUCUCUUGUUAGAAAGCAAUCAUAAUAUAGACAAUGAAUGAGGUGUAUCAAUAAAGGAUAUGUUAGGCAAGAUGUAGGUUACGUUGUAACUUUGGUAUACUAUAAAAAGAUAAUAUAACACCUGAUAAUUUGCAUUUUACUGCAAUGAAAUUUAAUAUAUUUGUCAGGUCCUGCUGCCGAGAAGAGAUUUUAUGUUCUGAGACAGCGCUUUGGGAAAGAGCGGAGAAAAAUGGUGCAGUCCAUGCCAAGAUCUGGAGCUGGAGCAGACCAGUUUACAUACAAAUCAAUGUGGCCAUUAUACAAGGACCUCAUAUUCUUGGAGGAUAUUAUCAAACCUAGAAAAACCUCAUCCAACUACAAGUCCAAAGUUGUUGUAAAUAGUGAAGCGUCAGUAUGUCGUACAACUACCUCAUUACCAUUUACAUCUGCUCCUUCUGAUGGUCAUAUGACAGUGCACACGAUUUAUCCUUUCUCUUCUCAGUCUGCUGCAGCAAGUUCAGACAUGUCCAGUUGGAAUUCAGAUUCAUUAACAAAUCUUAUAGGUACUGACAAGAGUUUCACAGAUACAUCUGAAAACUCCUUUUUGCCACUUCCUACAUCAUCUCCUUCAACAUCACCUUCAGUUAGAUCAGACUUUGGAAGUAAUAAUACAGUUGUACAGGCGCAAAAAGCUAUAUCCAGCAUUAAUACUAAGCGCAAAGUGCCCACACCUGAUUCAUUUGCGAACAAAAAACGGCAAGAAGUAGAUACUAUCAAUAAGACUUUAAUCGAACAGAGUAAAGGAUUGACAGACCUUGCAGCAAAGAUUGGUAAAGCAAUAACGGUUCCACCACCAAAUGUUCCGCCAGCAAUAGUCAGUGAUGCAUUUUCUGAUAUUAAGCCCAUGCUGAGUGCCAUAGGAUUUGCACUAGGAGUAGUACCUAAGAAUGUUCAACUUGAAUGUCUCAUAGGUAUAUUACAAUAUAUAAAUGAUUUACUGUUUUUUAUUUUACUGUUCUUUCCAUUCUUCAAUAUUUAGCUACUACAAAUGUACCAAUGCUUGGACAUGUACUUAAUUCCGUUCUUAUUAUUUUGAAUAUUUCUCUAAAUAUUUCAUCGUUCAAUGUACAUUAAAUAUAAAUAUUAAAUGUAUGUAUACCAAUAUGUAUGUAUUGUACGUUGAAAGUUGAAAUAUUCAUAUUCAAAUAUAAAAAUAAUAACAAUGUCCGGAGAUGGGUACAUAUCCGGGCAUUGAUACAUUUACC